Vitis vinifera (wine grape) is the source of this 822-nucleotide messenger RNA. RefSeq names its product peptidyl-prolyl cis-trans isomerase H-like. The coding region runs from base 96 to 665 and encodes 189 amino acids. Gene Ontology annotation, biological process: protein folding; protein peptidyl-prolyl isomerization. NCBI's taxonomy places the organism in Eukaryota, Viridiplantae, Streptophyta, Magnoliopsida, Vitales, Vitaceae. Gene Ontology annotation, cellular component: intracellular membrane-bounded organelle. Gene Ontology annotation, molecular function: peptidyl-prolyl cis-trans isomerase activity. The transcript has 6 exons. The record is from RefSeq and is a predicted model, not a curated record.
AUUUAGAACUUAGAAGAAGAGUUGAGCGUUGCAGGCAGUCAAAAGCAGAGUGAGAGCAGAGCAAAAGAAAAAGAGAAGGUGAGAGGUGGGUUGAAAUGGCGUCGGGAGCAGGCAAUGCCGGGGUGGAGUGGCACCAGAGGCCUCCAAACCCCAAAAACCCCAUCGUCUUCUUCGACAUCACCAUCGGCACCAUCCCCGCCGGUCGCAUCAAGAUGGAGCUCUUCUCCGACAUCGCCCCCAAAACCGCUGAAAAUUUCAGGCAGUUCUGCACUGGCGAGUACAGAAAAGCUGGAUUACCUGUUGGUUACAAGGGAUGCCAGUUCCACAGGGUCAUCAAAGAUUUCAUGAUUCAGGCUGGUGAUUUUGUCAAGGGUGAUGGUAGUGGAUGCGUUUCCAUCUAUGGAAGCAAGUUCGAGGAUGAAAAUUUUAUUGCUAAACACACUGGUCCUGGUCUCUUGUCAAUGGCAAAUAGUGGGCCAGGUACCAAUGGUUGUCAGUUCUUUAUCACAUGCUCGAAAUGUGACUGGCUUGACAACAAGCAUGUGGUAUUCGGGAGAGUUCUUGGAGAAGGCCUUUUGGUUGUGAGAAAGAUCGAGAACGUAGCCACUGGACCAAACAACCGGCCUAAACUGGCAUGUGUGAUUGCUGAAUGUGGAGAAAUGUAGAAGACGUCAGUUUUUAGUAGUCCUGUAUACAGAGUCAAAACCUGAUUAUGUUUCUCUCUUCUCAAAUCUAAAUAACAUUAUAAAUGCAAGAGCCUCUGGCUAAUGGAUUGAAGCUUAAUCAAAAUAUUGCCCUGCUUUUGGAUAGAUGGUUUGAACA